Coccidioides immitis RS is the source of this 987-nucleotide messenger RNA. Its product is annotated as imidazoleglycerol-phosphate dehydratase. The coding region runs from base 114 to 839 and encodes 241 amino acids. Gene Ontology annotation, molecular function: imidazoleglycerol-phosphate dehydratase activity. The record is from RefSeq and is a predicted model, not a curated record. Lineage: Eukaryota; Fungi; Ascomycota; Eurotiomycetes; Onygenales; Onygenaceae. The transcript is spliced from 2 exons. Gene Ontology annotation, biological process: L-histidine biosynthetic process.
UGUCGAGCUUGCGAUGCAAUUGAACGCCUAACAGGAUCGAGAGAGAGACAACUUGCAUCUCAGCUCAUUGCAUAAGCAGUCUGAAGCACCGGCAGAAUUCAAUAAUAUCCACGAUGGCAGCCCUCCCGCGCCGCACCACCUCCCUCACCCGCCUCACCAACGAGACCAAGGUCCAGGUCUCCCUCUCCCUCGACGGCGGCGUCCUCCUCCCCUUCGAGCCAUGCGAGCACUUCCCACAGAACUCUCCCGAAGAAGCGACGCAGAUAUUGCCUUUAGCUGGAUCUGCACACUCCACCCAGUUCACAUCCACCCAGCAAAUCACCAUCAACACUGGUAUCGGCUUCCUAGACCACCUCCUCCACGCCCUCGCCAAACACGCCGGUUGGAGUUUAGCCGUCAGAUGCAAAGGCGACUUGAUCAUUGACGACCACCACACCACCGAAGACACCUUCCUCGCCCUAGGCACCGCUUUCACCCGCGCCCUGGGCCCGCGCGUCUCUCUCGUCCGCUUCGCACGCGGCGAUGCACCCCUCGACGAGGCCCUCUCCUGGGCCGUCAUCGACAUCUCCUCGCGACCCUACAGCGUCAUAAACCUUGGUCUACAGCGUGAGAAGAUCGGUGCCCUGAGUACAGAGAUGAUCCCCCAUGCGCUGGAGAGCUUUGCACAGACCGCUGGCGUGACGCUGCAUGUUGGCUGCAUGUAUGGGAGCAAUGAUCAUCAUCGGGCGGAGAGUGCAAUUAAGGCGGUUGCGGUGGCAAUUAGGGGAGCAACGACGAGGAGAGGGGCCGGUGAAGUCGGUGGCGGCGGGGAGGUGGUGAGUACGAAGGGUGUGCUGUGAGAGGAUCGAUGGUUGUGGGUGUGUAAAAAAAAAGUGGGGAAAUGCUUAUCCAUGGGCGCUUUUUGUGGGAUAUGAGAACUACGCCGUUAUGAUGUGCCCGAUGGGUGCACGACGUAUUGGAAUAGGAGUCUUUCAUAGACAUUUAUAC